Molecule: messenger RNA, 201 nt
Organism: Paramuricea clavata
Lineage: Eukaryota; Metazoa; Cnidaria; Anthozoa; Malacalcyonacea; Plexauridae
Source: the annotation of a GenBank genome assembly
AUGGCGUGGUUGUUGCGUUUUAUCCAGCAUCUCAAGAAUCCAGUUAUUCCCUCGGCAAUGCCACCAAUGAUCACCUUUGCAGAGAUGCGAGUUUCAUCUUUGAAGAUAGUCCGCAUUAUACAACGUCAGUACUUCCCAAACGAACUUGAGUUACUUCGAGACGGCAAACAAUUUAUGGCGGACCCCCAAGUGAAAGAUUGA